AUGGACGGCUUCGACGAUUCGCUCUUCAGCGCCUUUGAAAGCGCCCCCUCAGCAAAGGUCAGCAGCGGCCUCGCGCUCGACGAGCCGCUCUUGAAGCGGCCGGCAGGAGCAGCAGCUGAGGCCGAGGACGCCGCAGCAAAGGGAAAGCGGCUUCGGGGCGCGCCGGCCGACGCCGAGAAGGACGAUGCUGCGCCCGCGCUCGACCCUGGCACCGGUCGGAAGGCGUGCAAGCACGAGGUCGCGAUGCCUCCGGGCCUGACAGCGAGCAGCGAGAUGGUGCGGCUGCCAAAGAGCACGCAGCCGCCGGCGCGCGAGUACUCGUUCGAGCUCGACCCGUUCCAGCAGGCUGCCGUCAACUGCAUAGAUCGUGAGGAGUCGGUCCUCGUCUCUGCGCACACCUCUGCCGGAAAGACGGUCUGUGCCGAGUAUGCGAUCGCCGUGUCGCUGCGCGACAAGCAACGGGUGAUCUACACGUCGCCGAUCAAGGCGCUGUCGAACCAAAAGUACCGCGAGCUCUCCGAGACGUUUGGCGACGUCGGGCUCAUGACCGGCGACUACACGAUCAACGUCGACGCCUCGUGCCUCGUCAUGACGACCGAGAUUCUGCGCUCGAUGCUGUACCGCGGCUCCGAGGUGAUGCGCGAGGUCAAGUGGGUCAUCUUCGACGAGGUGCACUACAUGCGCGACAAGGAGCGCGGCGUGGUGUGGGAAGAGGUCAUGAUCCUGCUGCCGCACUCGGUGAGGUACGUCUUUCUCUCGGCGACCAUCCCUAACGCGCUGCAGUUUGCACAGUGGAUCGCCGCGCUCCACUCGCAGCCCUGCCACGUCGUCUACACAGACUACCGGCCGACGCCCCUCCACCACUACAUGUUCGGCGCCGGCGCGAACGGCUUCCACCUCGUCGUCGACGAAAACUCGGAGUUCAAGCCCUCCGGCUUCGAGAAGGCCACCGCGAAGCUGAGCGGCGGCGGCGGCGGGCGCGGCGGCGGCAAGGGCGGCAAGGGCGGCGGCAAGGGCGGCGGCAAGGGCGGCGGGAAGGGUGGGCGUGAGAAGGGCCCGUCGGACUGCUUCAAGCUGGUGCGGACUGUGGUGUCGAUGGGAAUGGAGCCGCUGAUCGUCUUUGCCUUCGGCAAGCGCAAGGUGGAGAAGCUGGCGGAGGAGAUGGGCACGCUCGAGCUGACUGUCCACACCGAGCGGGAGUCAAUCACGCAGAUCUACGAAAACGCCAUCCAGACGCUGUCGGACGACGACCAGGUGCUGCCGCAGGUCGAGAAGAUGCUGCCGCUGCUCCAGCGGGGCAUCGCCGUCCACCACUCGGGGCUCCUGCCGCUGCUCAAGGAGCUCGUCGAGAUCCUCUUCCAGGAGGGGCUCGUCAAGCUCCUCUUCGCGACCGAGACCUUCGCCAUGGGCCUCAACAUGCCCGCCAAGACCGUCAUCUUCGCCGAGCUGUCCAAGUUCGACGGCGCCGCCUUCCGGCGCGCCCCGCCGCCCAGUGGACACACCCCGCACGCGAGCCCGCCCGCGUACCUCUCCUCGGGCGAGUACAUCCAGAUGAGCGGCCGCGCGGGCCGGCGGGGGCUCGACGCGCGAGGGACGGUCGUGACGAUGGUCGACGGCUCGACCGACUUGGCAAAGGUGCGGGAGAUGCUUCGAGGCGAGGCGGACUCGCUCUCCUCGCGCUUCCACCUCUCGUACAACAUGCUGCUCAACUGCGUCCGCACCGAGACGGCAAACAUCGAGAACCUGAUCGCAAAGUCCUUCUACACCUUCCAGCUGCAGCAGGCGAAGCCCGACCUGGAGAGGCGGCAGCGCGAGCUCUCGGCGCAGCUCGCCUCGCCCGACCUCGCCGUGGACGCGAGGCUGCUCGAGGUUCACGCUCUGCGCGCGCAGGAGCGCUCGCUGCGCAAGCAGCUGCGGCCGCUUCUCACGGAUCCAAAGGACACCAAGGCGGUGCACUUUCUGCAGCCCGGCCGCCUGGUCCGGUUUGCUCGCGAGGGAGGGGCCGGCGAGGAGGGCGAGGCGCGCGAGUGGGGAUGGGGGGCCAUCGUGAGCUACAAGCGGCUCAGGCCCGACAAGAAGGAGGGCAAGAGGGGAGGCGACGAUCUCGGCACGGCGGACCAAUACCACAUCGACGUGCUGCUGCGGUGCGACGCGGGCGCCGAGGCCGCCGUCGAGGCGGGCGGCGAGCCGGCGCCCGCGCGCGACGAGGAGAGCGCGGAGCUGCACGUGCUGACGCUGACGCUCGACCGCGUCGACGCCUUCUCGAAGGUGAAGGUCUCUCUCCCGAAGGACCUCCGCUCCAGCGACGGGCGGCACGCGGUGCUCAAGGUGCUUCGCGAGGUGGAGAGGCGCUUCGCCGACGGCGUGCCCGAGCUGCAGCACGACGAGGACCUCAAGGUGACCACGGCGGCACAGGAGGCGGCCAAGCUCGCACGCAGGCGCGCGGGUGACGAGCGGCGGCGCUUGGGCGAGGAGGAGAUCGCGGCGGGGCUUGCGGUCUUGCGGCUGCGCCGCGCCGCGGAGGAGGAGGAGAAGCGUGUCAAGCGGCAGAUCCGCGAGGGGCAGGUGGCGCUGAUGAAGGAGGAGCUGCGGGGCAUGCGCCGCGUGCUGCGCCGGCUCGGCCACCUCUCUGAGGACGGCGUCAUCGGCAACAAGGGGCGGGUGGCGUGCGAGGUGAGCACCUCGGACGAGCUGCUUGUGACCGAGCUCGUGUUCGCGGGCCUCUUCCAGGACCUCGAUCCCGCGCAGCUGGCCGCGCUCCUGUCGUGCCUCGACGGCAAGAAGGAGGACCCGGUGGCGAUGAUCCGCACGCGCGAGAUGCGCGAGCCGGUCGAGCGGAUGCGCGAGCUGGCCAAGCGCGUGGCGACCGUCGUGCUCGAGGCGAAGCUGCCGGUGGAUGUGGACGAGUACAUUGCGCGCUUCGCCACCGGCCUGGUCGACCUCGUCUUUGACUGGUGUGGCGGCGCAAAGUUCGCCGACCUCUGCAAAAUGACCGACGCGUACGAGGGCUCGAUCAUCCGGGCGAUGCAUCGGCUCGAGGAGCUGCUGCGCCAGAUCAUCGACGCCGCAAAGGUGGUCGGCAACGAGGAGCUGCAGGCCAAGUGCGAGGCGGCGCAAAAGCUCCUCGUGCGCGACGUGGUCUUCUGCCCCAGCCUGUACACGUGA
Molecule: messenger RNA, 3165 nt
Organism: Emiliania huxleyi CCMP1516
Lineage: Eukaryota; Haptophyta; Isochrysidales; Noelaerhabdaceae
Exons: 5
Coding region: 1-3165 (1054 amino acids)
Biological process (GO): RNA catabolic process; maturation of 5.8S rRNA
Cellular component (GO): nucleus
Molecular function (GO): ATP binding; RNA helicase activity; RNA binding
Source: RefSeq, a predicted model, not a curated record